CGCGAGCCGACGUCAAACGGACGGUUGAAGUUUGAUUUAACGUCGCAGUGAAGAGCGGGCAAAGAGGCGAUUGUUUACUGUCCGCUCCUUCCCAGUCUCCCCGCUUCACACUGAAGCAAACAUCUCAAUCAAGCAAGUCAUGGCUUCGAAAAGCAAAGGCAACAGCAGCAGAUCAAGCUCUGCGGGCUCGAGGAAAGAUAAACAUGGUUCUAAUAAAAAUGGGAAGAAAGGAGAUGGGCCUUCUGGAACUUCAUUCUUCACGUGGUUCAUGAUAAUUGCUUUACUUGGAGUCUGGUCAUCGGUAGCUGUUGUUUGGUUUGACUUGGUGGAUUAUGAGGACGUUCUGGCAAAGGCAAAGGAAUUCCGUUAUAAUUUUUCAGAGGUAUUGCAAGGGAAACUCGGAAUCCAUGAUGCCGAUGGUGAUGGCGAUUUUGAUUUGGAAGACGCCAAAAUUUUGCUAGGAUUGAAGGAAGCGGAAGGGCCGAUACCUGCUGAACAUUUUGGGAAAAACGAAGAGCUGGUUGAGACAGAAACUGAACAAGAAACACCUGGACCAAUUGACGCCACUGUGGCACAGGAGUAUUUCGCAACAAAUAUAGAAGAGCCAGCAGAGGAGGAGGAGCCAGAGCCAACUGAGGAGGAGGAGGAGGAGGAGGAGGAGCCAGAACCAGUUGAAGAGGAGGAGCCAGAGCAAGUUGAGGAGGAAGAGGAGGAGGAGCCAGAACCAGCGGAGGAGGAGCUGGAGCCAGAGGAAGAGGAGGAGCCAGAGGAAGAGGAGGAGCAAACAAAUCAAUUUGAUGCUGCGGCUGAAGAUUCAGAAGCUCCUGAAGCAGCUGAAGUUGAAUAUGAGGCUGAACCUGACCACGAAAAAGCAGAUGCUCGAGAUGAGUCUGCAUAUGUGGAAGACGAAACAUAUUCUGAAAGAGAAGAGACAUUAGAGGACUCGGGACCUGAAGUUGAAGAUGUAUCUGAAGAACGAUUUGAAGAGUCAGAAGUGAGAGAGGAAGAACUUGAGGAUUACACUGUUUCAGAUGAAGCAGUGCUUGAGCCUGAAGAAAUAGUCUCUGAACAAGAUAAUCCAGAUGUUUAUGAAUCUGAAGUGGAAGAUUUCUCAGAUCAUCUGGACAGUGAAGGUGACAUGGAGGAAGAUUUUCCAAUGAGUGAUCAAUAUGUUGAAGAUAAAGAGCUGGAGCUUGAAGAUAGAAUGGAUGAAUUUUAUGCUGAAGAGCCAGAGCAAGUUCCAGAGAUUGACAACAUACAAGAGGCAUUGCCUGUUCAAGAGCGAGAUGAAGAUGAUUUAUCAGAUGCCAUGCCUCUUCCUGAGGCAGUGGAAGAUCUUGUGGAGAAAGAGGAUGAUACCUUGGAGGCUACAGACAAACAUCCAACUGAAGAAGGUGAACCAAAAGAAGAAGCAGUUGCACCUGAACCAGAAAAAAGAUCUGACUCUGAAAUGAAGAAGGAAGAAAAAGCUAAGAAGAAGAAACCAAAACUCUUGAAUAAGUUUGAUAAGACCAUUAAAACCGAAUUGGAUGCUGCUGAAAAACUGCGCAAAAAGGGUAAAUCUGAAGAGGCACUCCAAGCAUUUAAUGAACUUCUCAGAAAAUACCCCCAGAGUCCCCGAGCUAAAUAUGGAAAAGCACAGGCAAAGGAUGAUUUGGCAGAGAAGAUGCGAAGCAAUGAAAUUCUUCAAAGAGCAAUCGAUACCUAUGGAGAAGUGGUCGAUAUGUCAAAUCCAACUGCUGAUCUGGUGAAGCUGGCUGUAAGACGACAGGCAAACAGACAACAGUUCUUAGGUCACAUUAAACGUUCUGUCAUGACCCUUAAGAAGCUGGUAUCUCUUUACCCAGAUGAUGUCUCAAUUAAGAAUGAGCUUGGAGUGGGUUAUUUGUUAAUGGGAGACAACAAUAAUGCCAAGAUGGUGUAUGAAGAGGUUUUGGCCAUUGCUCCAAAUGAUGGAUUUGCUAAAGUUCAUUAUGGUUUUAUCCUCAAAGCUACAAAUCAGAUAGCAGAGAGCAUUCCAUAUCUUAAGGAAGGAUUAAUGUCUGGAGACCCAGGCACUGAUGAUGGACGUUUUUACUUCCACUUAGGAGAUGCAUUGCAGAGAGUGGGUGAUCAAGAUGCAUAUGUAUGGUAUGAACUGGGACACAAAAGGGGCCACUUUGCAUCAGUGUGGCAGCGUUCACUCUACAAUGUGAAUGGACUUAAGGCGCAACCUUGGUGGACACCUAAAGAAAUAGGGUAUACUGAAUUGGUAAAGGCUCUUGAGAGAAAUUGGAAAUUAAUCCGUGAUGAGGGUCUGGCUGUUAUGGAUAAAGAGAGAGGUUUGUUCUUGCCUGAAGAUGAAAAUUUGAGGGAGAAAGGAGACUGGGGCCAGUUUACAACAUGGCAGCAAGGCCGUAGGAUUGAUAAUUCCUGUAAACAAGUUCCAAAAACCUGCGCCUUACUGGAAAGAUUUCCUGAGUCAACAGGGUGUAAACGCGGGCAGAUUAAGUAUUCGAUUAUGCAGCCAGGGACACAUGUCUGGCCUCAUACUGGACCAACAAACUGCCGCCUAAGAAUGCAUCUUGGCCUAGUUAUUCCGAAGCAGGGGUGUAGAAUACGCUGUGCGAAUGACACCAGAGAAUGGAAAGAGGGAAAAGUGAUCAUCUUUGACGAUUCCUUUGAGCAUGAGGUUUGGCAAGACGCUGACAGCUAUAGACUUAUCUUCAUAGUGGAUGUGUGGCACCCAGAGCUGACAGCCCAGCAACGAAGAACACUUUCACCAAUCUAAUCGCAUGUGUGGGACAUAAAAUAAACAGGGAAAUUUUGGGAGUUGAGUUAAAUGAAGACAUGAUUAUGUUAUGAAAUGUAGUGAGUUCUUUAGUUGUUUUUUUUAACUCUUAGUACAGUGGAGUUUUCUGAGAUUGAGGGAUGAUCUACUUUGGAGAGAAAAAUGAUCAGUUGAUUAGAUGAGGAAUCUCCAGGAGUAUUUUUAAGGGGAGGUUAUUUUUAUAUUAGGUAAUGAAAAUUUGAGCUCUGGCCUCUUCCAAUUUAAAAAAAAGACACAGUGACCAAUGGUGGAUGAGAUCUUCAGAAGAAAGUUCAACAUGGCAUUUUUUUAUAUCGUAAUUAGAACAUUUUCAAUGUACACAAUACUUGUCUCAAGCCAUUGAACAAUCUCUUCAUUGUGAAAAGCAAGGUGGAUUGUAUUGUUUUUCACUAUGUUACAUAAGCUGAUUAUGCUCUGCCUAAUUUUCAUUAGGCACAGUAACUGUUACAUUCACACAACUGGUCUUUCGUAUUUCCAUAUGGAAUCAAUCUGUAUAUAUUUUGAUUAUAUUAACUGUACACGUUCCUUAAUUUUACAUAUUGACCAGUUAUGUAAAGAUAAUCUAUGCUUCUCAUUAUUAUACUUAGUUACUGUGUAUAUUCUAUCACAGGUUUAACUGAAAUCAGUAUUUUAUUUCUAGGCUUACACUGACAAUUAUUUUUUGAUGUACCAGUGCACUUUCUGAACAAUUAACAAGAAAUAUUAAUUUAGAUUGUUUUGGCCUAUUUUUCAAUUUUGGAUUUUCUUUUUGUUUACACAAUCAAUGCUUCUCCCCUCAAUGGAAGAGCUGCCUUUGAGAAGUUACUAAGCCUGACAGUGUGAGCGAGAUUGAUUAACACACAUAGUUGAAAUGACAUGAUCACUGAAGCAUUCUGAGUUAGCAGAUGUAUCUGUACUUAUACUUAGUCUCCCCCACACUGUGCUUAGUAACUUGUCCAAAAUCAUUCCCCCAGCAGUAUCACAAGUGCUCACUGUUCAAGAGGAGUCAAAAUUAACAUGCGUAUUGUAAGUAGAGUAAGUUUAUUUUCAGUGUUGCUUGCUGCACUUAUAAAAGUGGUAUCCUUUUGAGUGUAAACUUAGAUGUAUUUGAUGAAAAGAACUCAAACUGCAUUCCCAUGGGAUACUAACUGCUUUUGAUGCCAACGUUGAACUUUUUUAGCGUGACAAAAAUGAACAAAUGCCAAUGUGAGAGGCACUGUCAUCCAAUAGCUGGCUGAUACAUCUGUGCAAAAUGCCAAAAAGCAGAUGGCCAAUGACAGCCUUAAUACAUCUACAAUAAAGUGACCAUAUGUUUUUACAUUCAAAUUUAUUACAUUAAGUAAAAAUGACAGACUGUGUUGCAGGGGCAACACUAGGAGGACUGAAUUCUCCACAUAGGAAUAAUCAAGAUAAUUUUGUCUCAGAGCAGUUAUGUGAGCAGUCAGAUCCCUGUGGAGAACUGAAGAUUACAAGUUAGUCCACAAUGUAGGAAACAGCAAUUUCCAAUUAGUUAUUAGUAAAUUUUGGCACACCAACUUAAACUGUAGAACAUUGGGAACAUAUCUGUACCUUAAUGUUUCUUAUUUUGUUGCUGUGUAUAUAAUUCAGUUGGACUACUUCUAUGAAUGCCAGUUCUGGUGGAUUUAUUGACCGAACUACAUGGGAAUUGGAUUAGCUGCAGAAGCGGAAGGAGUGUUUUGUUUCUGUUAAUCUGGUUUAUUGUUGUCUAUCAUUUCCAUGAUGACUUUAUUGGAAUCCUAUAUAAUGUAAAUGUAAUUGAAUUACCUAACCUUACAUUACUAUGGUUACCCUAUGAAUUGUGGCUUUGUUUUAUUUACCUCUUUUUUCAGAUGCACUGAAGUCAACAUGCUUGCAGUGAUAACUAAAGCUGUGCAGCACCCAGCCUUCCAGUGAUUUGAUCAGAUUAGACAUCUGUUUAUUGUCACGGCAAAGUCAAAAAAGUAACAUUAGCGAGAUCUUUAAUGAGAUUUAAAGCAGUUUUCCCUUUGACUUUGGUUUUUCAUGUUACAAAAGCAAGAAGCAUUUUUUUAGCCAUAAAUAAAACCAUGGUGGGUGAUUUGAAAGAUUUGUGACAUUUAGAUCAUUGUUAUUAAAAAUUAUUUAUUAUGGUAAGAUUGCUUUACUUAUUGAAAUAUUGUACAUGGAAGUUUAAAGAGCCUGUGUUUGCUAUCGCAUGGUGCUGUAUUUUAGGUGGGAGCUGACAUUAAGCAGGUGAAUACUUUCUUUUCUGGUCCCAAGCAUCAGAUAAAUUCUUGUUUUGCAUACUCAAUUAGAGCAGUUCAGCUUUGGAAAGGAUAUAAUAGCUUACACUAAUUUUCAAAAAGUGUCAAACACCAAUUCACUUCUGUUUCAAAGGACGACAUGUUAUAGGAUUUUUUAAACCUGUGGGGGACUCUACUUUAUGUUUUAUUAGCUGGGAACAACUAAAUUAGAUUUUAUUUUUGACUUUUUAUGAGCAAGUUUUUUUCUUUUUUUUAGUCCACUGGUGACUGCACUGAAAUUCUUGUGGAUCCUGUCAUUGAUAUGUUGGGAUUUUAAUUCUGAAGUCAAACCUACUGUAUAUCAUUGGAUAAAAUGAAUUAGCCUCGAGUUUUAUGUGUAUGUAUUAUGAGUACUGGUAUCUUGUCAAAUUGGUACUUCGUUAAAGUAUUUUCCUGAAAGUAGGCGUGGUUUUUCUUUUAUUCUGAGUACAGCAGGUUUUAGUGAAUCUCAUGGCCUAUGUUCUAGAGAUUGAGAUUUUUUUAUAACUGUGAAUCAUGUCUUCUCAGAUACUGAACGACACAAAGUGUAGUUGAGCUUUGCUUUCAGUUUAGAUGCCAAUUUAGUUUUGGAACAAAUGGAAUAUACAUUUUUGAAAAGAGUAUAAAUCUAGUAUUCUUUGAAUAAAAUGCAGCCGCCACUUUUGAAGCAAAAACUAAAUCUGAAAUCAAAAUAGGAAAAUAUCAGAAAAAAUGAACAUGUCAAGCAGCAUCUGUGGAGAGAGGAACAGAGUCAACAUUCCAAGUCUGUUCAUGAAUUCUGAUGCUGCCUGGCCUGCUGAGUGCAUCUGGCAUUUUUCUGUGUUUGCAACUAUCACUAUGCAGAUAUCAGUACUGUAUCUCCAAUUGUAAAUAGAUUUUGAAAUUAAUAAUUGGAUGCUUCUCACAAGUUUUGCUUUAGGUUUUUAUGCAACUUAUUGCAUUAGUAAACAUUUAAUUCCAGUGGAGAAUGCUGCGAGGAAUGUCUGUGACCUACUAUAGAACACAAAAGCGUUGUAACCUGCUGUAUAAGAUAUUAAUCCUGAUGUUUCCCAAAAUAAAACACAAAAAAAACAUGA
Messenger RNA from Leucoraja erinaceus (little skate), 6125 nucleotides. Its product is annotated as un-named hu7910. Gene Ontology annotation, biological process: peptidyl-aspartic acid hydroxylation. Bases 140 to 2770 code for a protein of 876 amino acids. The record is from RefSeq and is a predicted model, not a curated record. Lineage: Eukaryota; Metazoa; Chordata; Chondrichthyes; Rajiformes; Rajidae. Gene Ontology annotation, cellular component: membrane; endoplasmic reticulum. Gene Ontology annotation, molecular function: peptidyl-aspartic acid 3-dioxygenase activity; protein binding. The transcript has 32 exons.